This is a messenger RNA of Eucalyptus grandis, 1447 nucleotides long. RefSeq names its product putative cysteine-rich receptor-like protein kinase 35. Gene Ontology annotation, biological process: protein phosphorylation. The transcript is spliced from 7 exons. Gene Ontology annotation, molecular function: ATP binding; protein kinase activity. The coding region runs from base 110 to 1447 and encodes 445 amino acids. The record is from RefSeq and is a predicted model, not a curated record. Lineage: Eukaryota; Viridiplantae; Streptophyta; Magnoliopsida; Myrtales; Myrtaceae.
GGUCAACUUGCCGGACAACAAUACGAUCUACGCAUUGUUUCAGUGUAGUCCCGACUUGUCGCCGUCCGAUUGUGGGGGUUGCUUGUUCCAAACCAUCGAUGAUUUUGAUAUGUGUUGCCACGGAAGUAAAGGCGGCGUUGUUUAUAAACCGAGCUGUAUUUUCCGAUGGGAUUUGUUCCAAUUUUGGGAGUCAAGCCCCAGUCCGCCAUCGUCUUCUCCGCCACCUUCAGCUGCCCUGCGGGCUCAUGGUGGAAAUAUUGCCAAAGGUACCUUGGCUGCAAUUAUCGCUUCAGUCACCAUUUUUGUAAUGCUUCUCCUCAUCGGUUCUCGUUACCUUUGGAGGGGAAGAGCAGAGAAGAAACAUGAAGCGGUACAAGAAGAAAGGGAUGUAAGCGAGAUCACAUCCUUCAAGUCCUUGCAAUUCGAUUGGGAUAAUUUGCGUGCAGCCACAAACGAUUUUUCUCAAGAAAACAAGCUUGGGGAAGGUGGAUUCGGGGAGGUUUACGAGGGUAGGCUUCCCAAUGGACAAGAAAUAGCUGUGAAGAGGCUAUCCCAAAGCUCAAGGCAAGGUGUCCAAGAGUUUAUGAAUGAGAUUUUGUUGGUGGCAAAGCUUCAACACCGGAAUCUAGUGAGAUUGCUCGGAUUUUGCUUGGAAGAAGAGGAAAAGCUACUCGUAUACGAGUUUGUGCCCAACAAAAGUCUCAACUACUUCUUGUUUGACUCCGAGAAAAGCAAACAAUUGGACUGGCCAAGACGUUACAGGAUAAUAUUAGGCAUUGCUCGAGGGAUGCUCUAUCUUCAUGAGGAUUCUCGGCUUCGAGUCAUUCACCGUGAUUUAAAAGCUAGCAAUGUCUUGUUGGACAAUGAUAUGAACCCAAAGAUUUCAGAUUUUGGCAUGGCAAGAAUUUUCGGAGUCGAUCAAACUAAAGCAAGCACCGGAAGAAUCGUAGGAACCUAUGGUUACAUGUCCCCCGAAUAUGCGAUGCAUGGGCGGUUCUCUCAAAAGUCCGAUGUUUACAGCUUCGGUGUUCUCCUCCUUGAGAUCAUUUGUGGCAAGAGGAAUGACUACUUCUACCAAUCUGAUGGAGGAGAAGAUCUCGCAAGCUAUGCUUGGAAACAUUGGAGAGACAAUAUGCCUUUGGAAAUAUUGGACGCAGCAUUGGGAGAAUCUUAUUCAAGAAGCCAAGGUCUCAGAUGCAUACAGAUCAGCUUACUAUGUGUUCAGGAAGAUCCGGUUAAUAGACCGACCAUGGCGAACAUAGUUCUUGCGCUGAGCAGCGAAACUCUUACUCUGUCAUUGCCACGAGAACCGGCCUUUUUCCUCCGAAGCUGGACAGGACCGCCGAGUACCAUCAUAGAAAAUGACAAGGAACAUGAUCAAUAUACGAGCGGGUGCGAGCCUUUUUCAGUUAACGAAGUGUCGAUUACUGAACUCGACCCUCGAUGA